Molecule: messenger RNA, 1182 nt
Organism: Condylostylus longicornis
Lineage: Eukaryota; Metazoa; Arthropoda; Insecta; Diptera; Dolichopodidae
Exons: 1
Coding region: 1-1182 (393 amino acids)
Biological process (GO): transmembrane transport
Cellular component (GO): membrane
Molecular function (GO): transmembrane transporter activity
Source: RefSeq, a predicted model, not a curated record
AUGUAUCUAUUAAAUAAAUGUCGAAAUUUAUUUCAGGUUUCUACCAGCGUAUUAACAAUUUUAACUGGAACAGUUAUAAUCCAAUUUGAAGAGGUUCCGUCCAGUCCAUAUGCUAUUCCUGAAAAAACAAUACACGGAGCACUGUUUUUCACUGGUUUCACAUUUGGAAUUACUAUUUUAACUUAUGUCACACAUUGUGGCGAAAUAUCAAUUAAAUAUCUGCGCGGAUCAAUUUGUAGCUUCAUACAAUUCGCUAUUGAUUUAGGAUUGUUAAUUGGAAUUUCAAUCAUUGUUAUUAUUAACAACGAUUAUGUAAAUUUAUCAAGAAACAUAUACUUAAUAAUUGGAGCGUCCACAAUUAUUAUAGGUUUUUACGCAUUAAUUACUGCUUACCUAUUAGUUUGUGAAUCACCAUUGGUCUUGUUGGAAAACUAUCAUGAAAAAAAAGCAACUGAUGCUCUUCUCAAACUAAGGAAAGAAACAGAUCCGACAAAUCCGGAAAUUGAAAGUGAAAUGGCAGAUAUGAGAACAAUUUUGGAAAACAAAUCGAAUUCAAUUUUAAAAUGUAGAGAUAUGAAACCAGCAUUUAAAAUUUUGUUAUGUCGAUAUUCAUAUUCAUUAGCAACAUCCGUUACAAUAACAUCAAUAAUUUUGUUAUUUUUAGAUUAUAAUCUUGAAUAUAAAAUAAUAUUAAUGUUUUUUGGAAAAUUUAUAGCUAAUUUUUUACCAAUAUAUGCAAUUGAUUUAAAAGGACGGAAAACUAUUCUAAAAAUAUCAAUAACUGGCAGCGCAUUGUUUUUAAUCAUGAGCAUCCUAAUACAAAUAUUUGCAGAAAACUACUAUUAUAACAGCAUUUAUAUGUACUCAAUUAUGGUACCUUUCUUCAUAUAUAACAUAUUUCUCGGUUGCGGUUCCAGUUCUGUUGGUUAUACUUAUAUGUCAGAAUAUUGGAAUUAUUACAGAAAGAAUCAUGUUAAUACUUUAAUUAUAAUAUUAGAAUAUAUACCCCUAAUUUUGUUAAAUAUUUUUGUAAAUUUGGGAUUUGGAAUAACCUUGUUAUCUUUUGUAAUAAUAAUUGGCAUCGGUCCUCUACAAUGUAUUAUUGGAGGAAUAGCAAUGCUUUUAUUACCAGAUACCAAGGGGAAAACUUUACUAGAAAUUCAAAAUCUUCCACAAAGAUAA